Colletotrichum orchidophilum is the source of this 1698-nucleotide messenger RNA. Its product is annotated as immunogenic protein. Bases 1 to 1698 code for a protein of 565 amino acids. The transcript is spliced from 3 exons. The record is from RefSeq and is a predicted model, not a curated record. NCBI's taxonomy places the organism in Eukaryota, Fungi, Ascomycota, Sordariomycetes, Glomerellales, Glomerellaceae.
AUGGCCGAAGAACAGAAGCCCGUCGAGGUCCCCAAGGAGACUGUCCCUGCCACCACCGCUGCUGAGGCUCCCGCCACCGAGACGAAGCCCGUCGAGACCACGGAGACUCCCGCCGUCGUCCCUGUCGCCGCCGAAGCUGCCACCGAGACCCCUGCUACCACCGUUGCUACCGAGACACCUGCUGAGGCCGCCGCUACUGAGGCUGCUGCUCCCAUCGAGGAGGCCAAGAAGGAGGUUGUCCCCGUCGAGGAGGGUACUCUCGAGCACAAGGGCAUCAACUUCCCCAAGAACUUCAUCUACUCCAAGGAGUUCUUCUGGUUCGGAUCCGAUGCCGUCGAGUCCAAGAGCCUGUCUUCCUACCUGAAGAGCGAGAAGUCCGCCGAGACUGCCCACCACAACGCCGCCUGGGCUUCCCACACCGGCAAGGGUCUUCUUUUCUUCGGCGACAAGACCGCUCCCCAGGGUGUCAUCAACUUGGCCGAUGCCUCUGAGCCUGCUGCCGAUGGCGCAAACAAGUUCCACUUUACCGCCAAGGGCCACAAGCACACCUUUAAGGCCGCCAACGCUGAGGACCGUGACAACUGGAUCUCCCAAUUGAAGCUCAAGGUCGCUGAGGCCAAGGAGCUCGCCACCACCGUCACCGAGACUGAGGCCUACAAGACUGCUCUUGAGGCUUUCAAGCCUGCCAAGAAAGAGGAGAAGGCUACCGAAGCCCCCGUUACUGAGGCCGUCGCCGCUAUCGAGACUCCUGCUACGGAGACAGUUGCGGUCCCCGCCACUGAAGAAGCAGUAAAGGAGACCCCGAAGGACGAGGAGCUCAAGAAGGAGGAGCCUAAGCGUCGCUCCGCCAGUCGCAAACGUGCCUCUAUCUUCGGCAACCUGCUUGGCAAGAAGGAGGAGUCCAAGAAGGAAGAGAAGGAGGAGACUGCUGUUCCUGCUGUCGCCGAGCCCCCCAAGGAGGAGACCCCGGUUGUCCCUGCUGCCGCUGAGACCCCUGUUGCUGAGGUCCCCGCUGUGGAGACUCCUGCCACUCCUGCUGCUGAGACUCCUGUUGCCGCUGCCACUGAGACCGCUGCUGAGGAUAAGCCCGUUGAGGCCGCCAAGGAGGAGAAGAAGCCUCUUCCCACCAAGCGCAACAGCAUUUUCGGUGUCUUUGGCAAGAAGGAGAAGAAGGCUGCCGCCGCCUCUGAGGCUGAGACACCCGCCCCGGCCAAGGAGGUUGAGGUAACUCCCGCCGCGGAGUCCGCCCCUGUCAUCCCUCCAGUUGAGGCUACCACCCCUCUCGCCGUCGAUGUUGUCAGCCCCGCCACCGUUCCCGUUGAGAACAAGGAGGUCACUCCUGCUACCAACGGCGAGUCUCGCCCCGACCUGAAGGAGAAGCGCAAGUCUUCCCUUCCCUUCGGCUUCGGCAAGCGCGACAAGUCUCCCGCCAAGUCCCCUGCUCACUCCGAUACCGAGGAGGCUGAAAAGCAGGAGAAGACCAGUGCCUUCUCCAAGCUCCGUGCUACCAUCAAGGGCCGUGGCAAGACUGAGAAGCCUGCCGACAAGCUCGAGAAGACGGAGGAGAAGCCUGAGGAGACCCCCGUCAUCGCCACCGAGACUCCCGCCGCCGAGACCUCCAAGGCCACUGAGGAGCCCGAGAACAAGCCCGAGAACGUUACUUCUUCCACUCCUGCUCCCGUUACUGCCGCCGCAUAG